Ramularia collo-cygni is the source of this 597-nucleotide messenger RNA. RefSeq lists its product as uncharacterized. The record is from RefSeq and is a predicted model, not a curated record. The transcript is spliced from 2 exons. Bases 1 to 597 code for a protein of 198 amino acids. Lineage: Eukaryota; Fungi; Ascomycota; Dothideomycetes; Mycosphaerellales; Mycosphaerellaceae.
AUGCCGAUACAAUUGGCUGUGGGCGGAGCAGGUGAUGAGAACCUCGCCGACGAAGCUGAUUAUGAACGAGUGAUCAAUGCAUACCGGCAGGCGGACAGGGACGAAAACAUCCCGUCCCGGAAAAUCCUCGAUGUCAGAGAGACUCCAGCUCUCUGCAUCUUUGACACCAGCUGGCUCUCCCCUGACCACGUGCGCUUCAAGGAGGCCGAGCGGGUCAUGCAGUGCCCGAACAACACGGUCUCGCUAGCUUGCUACAACAUGUCGAUCAUGCUAAGAUCGGAACUCUUCAUUAACCGUGCGGGAGGGUCGCGUACGGGUGCCGAGGCAUGGUGCUACGCAAGGCCGCCUCCCGCCUUUAUUCGAAGCGCUUGGAAGCUUCGAUGGGGUGCAGCGGGCGACACAAUCGCCCGGGCCGAGAUUCGGGCUCUGGAACGUGUCGCUGCGCUUGGUCUCGAAUGGCCUUUUGCGACGCUUACGAUUAACAAUGCCCACAAAGCAAUACUGGCUCAGGCCACGGGUGACGACCCUUUCAAGAAUCUAGUCAAGAAGGUGACUUCAAACAGUACGAAGCCGUGGUACAGUUGGAGCUCCACAUAA